CGGUAAGCAGUCUGCAGUCGUGGAUAUCGCGAAAGCUGUAACAGUACUAUGUAGACAUUUAUUCAGGUUAUCUGCGUCAUUCUUCCUCUAAAAUUGUAGCUGUAUCGUGGGUCGUCAUCGGCAGGGGAGAGUAAAAAUACUGCUGUCAAUGAAUGAAUGUUCCAGUGACAAUGGCAGAGCAGCCUCCGCUAGAAUCAGCGGUAAUAAAUGAAGUUCCAUUUCUGCCUCAUAUGGUCAAUGGAGAUGGUGGACAACAGGUUAUAUUAGUCCAAGUUAAUCCAGGGGAGACAUUCACAAUCAGAACAGAAGAUGGUCACAUUCAGUGUAUUCCAGGUCCUGCUCAUGUUCCCAUGAUGUCACCAAAUGGCUCCAUGCCUCCAAUUUAUGUGCCCCCUGGUUAUGUUUCACAGGUAAUAGAAGAAAACGGUGUUCGAAGGGUUGUUGUGUUGCCACACUCAGCAGAAUUCCACCCCAGUAACCAUCCCAAUAUGCAUACCUCUCUAUCUCACGUGCCGCAGUACAUGCACCAUCACCCUGCUUUGAUACCCCAUCCUCAAGUUUAUGCACCAGUAACAGGAACGGGGGAUAUCCCUCCACAGUUCAUUCCUCAGCAUAGUCCACCAUCCCAUGUUUUUGCAGAUCAAGAAUCCUGCACGGCACAUGGAAGGUCAAAUUUCAACCACAGAGAUGAAAGGACUGCUAAGGCACAUGAACGUUUGCAAAAAAGACUUAAGGAUAGACAAAUAGGAGGGCAGAAAGAUAAAUCUAACAGCCCCCCAUCAUCUCCACAUAAAAAUCAUUCAAGUUCAUCCACAGACAUACAAAAUGGAUAUGGAAAGGGAGAACCUACGUAUGGUGUCACAGAAAUUGCAACAGAACCAAAGUCUGGAAAAGCAAGCAGCCCACAAGUCAAUUCAGAGGGUGGAGAUUUGGAUUUGGAAUCAAAGUUGUUACAAGAUCUUCUUUCUAGUAUUACUAAACCCGUGGUAUCUGAAAUUAAAGGAAAAUCAGUUGUCUUAUCCUGGACUCCACCCUCAAGUCCAGUGGAUGUGGAUGAUAAUGUUGAGCAAUUACAAGUAGGCUGCACAUAUGAAGUUACAAUAUCAAACACUGGCACAAGUGGGAAAUUCAAAGUGGUUUAUAAUGGAGAAGAAACAACAGUCACAAUAUCUGAACUGCGACCUGCCACAGAUUAUCAUGUUAGAGUUUCAGCAAUAUAUAAUUCAGUAAAAGGAUCUGCCUCAGAACCAACAAGCUUUACCACAGCGACCAUCGAACCUGAUUGUCCAGCUGCACCAAAACUAAUUAGUAGAACCAAAACCAGUCUAAGCUUGCAAUGGAAGGCACCCAAUGAUGGGGGUUCUAAAAUCUCCAAUUACUUAUUGGAGUGGGAUGAGGGAAAGCAUAACUUCUUCAAGGAAUGCUACCUUGGACUUCAGAAGCAGUACAAGCUGACUAAAUUGUCACCAUCUGCAGGAUAUAUGUUCAGACUUGCAGCUAAAAAUGAUUUUGGAUUAAGUGGCUUCAGUGAACCAGUACAAUAUUAUACAGCGGGGACUGUUCCAGCUGCCCCAGCUUCUCCUCAGCUUAUUCAGGCAGGUGUCACUUGGAUGUCACUGGAGUGGAGUAGACCCAGUGGUGUUUCAGAUGAUGAAUCCAUUACAUAUAUCCUGGAGAUGGAAGAUGAAAGUUCAGGUUAUGGAUUUAAGGUAAAAUACAAUGGAGAUGAGCUUGCUUGCACUUUAAAAAAUCUCACACGGAAUACCUCCUUCAGUUGCAGGGUCUUUGCCUGUAACAGUGAAGGCAAAAGUAACCCAAGUGAUGUUGUCAAAUAUUCCACGUGUCCUGAAAAACCUGGACCACCCAGUAAACCAAGUGUAAAGGGAAAAGUUCAUGCACACAAUUUCAAGGUUGUAUGGGACCCACCAAAAGAUAAUGGAGGGUCAGAAAUUACCAAAUAUGUACUGGAACUCUCUGGGCUGAAAGAAAAUGAAUGGGAUACGAUAUACAGUGGAACAAUCAGAGAGCAUGUCUGUGACCAUUUAAGUCCAGGGGUACAAUACAGAGUAAGGGUUUACUGCAUUAGUAUUGGAGGACAAAGCCAGGCAUCUGAAAUAUUGACUGUGCAAACUGCUGCAAUUCCUCCUGGACCCUGUAGCAGUCUUCAACACUCUGGUAAAUCUAAAGCAAGAGAAGUGUCUCUCCGAUGGGUGCCACCUGCUGUCAAUGGUGGCUCUGCAGUCACAGAAUAUACUGUGGAAAUCGGAGAGCCAGAAUCGAAUGAUCGGAGAUCUGUCUACCAUGGUGCAGAACCAGGGUGUACAGUAGGUGGUCUUUUGCCAGGGAAAAUGUACAGUUUUUGGGUGAAGGCUGCAAACAAAAUUGGGUAUGGUCCAUAUUCGGAGAGGACUGAUAUUUCCACAGUAGCUGCACCCCCUGAUCAAUGCAACAUACCUAUAGCCACGUGUAAAACAGCCACUUGUGUGCAAGUGAAUUGGGAGUGCCCUCCCUCUAAUGGCUCUGAAGUCACAGAGUUCAGGUUAGAAUUUGGAGGCGUGGAAGGCUGCAUGCAGAUUAUUUACUGUGGUCCUGCACAAAGUUAUGAAGUAAAAGGUCUUAAACCUGCCACAGCAUACUACUGCAGGGUUCAGGCUGUGAAUGCUGCAGGUGCUGGGUACUUCAGUGAUACCAUCAUAUGUAUGACGCCUGCUUCGGUGCCAGCUGCAGUGAAUCUACUGCAAGUGAUUGAUCAAGACCAGCUUGAAAUUUUUCCUCUGUCACUGUCAACGUGCCUUGCAAUUCAGUGGGAAGAACCUUGCUGCCAUGGAUCUGAAAUCACAGGUUACAACCUAGAAUAUGGAGAUAAACAAAUUGUAGCUGUUAGCACAACCACAAGUGCCAUCAUUGAAGAUCUUCAACCAGAUACAACAUACAGGAUACGCGUGCAGGCUAUCAAUGGUAUUGGAGCAGGCCCUUUCAGUCAUUCCAUUAAAGCCAAAACAAAACCGUUACCUCCUGAUCCACCUCGCCUCGAGUGUACUGUAUUCAGCCACCAGAGCCUUAAACUUAAGUGGGGAGAGGGGCUCAACAAAGCUUUAACCAUUGAACCAACACAAUAUACCUUACAAAUGGAGGACAAAUUUGGAAGGUUCAUUUCUAUCUAUAGUGGACCUUGUCAUACAUAUAAAGUCCAGAGACUGAAUGAAUCCUCAGCUUACAACUUUAAAAUUCAAGCAAUCAAUGAUGCUGGAGAAGGACCAUUUUCUGAAGUUUACACUUUCAUCACAACUAAAUGUCCUCCUCCUCUACUUAAAGCUCCCAAGGUACAAAUAUUGGAGGAACGUACUUGUGAAAUCACAUGGGAAGCACUACAACCAAUGAAAGGGGAUGUAAUUGUUUACACACUUCAGCUUAUUACUGGGAGAGAUACUGAGCAGGUGUACAAGGGUCCAAUGACUUCAUUUCAUCUUGCAAAUGUUCGGACAAACUGUGAAUACAAGUUCAGGGUCUGUGCUGGUCGCCAAUACCAAGAUGCCAUUGGAAUACAUGAACUCUGUGGACCUUACAGUCCCACUGUGUCAUUCUCAUCUCAGAAAGAAGAAUCAACCUCAAAUCGCUCCAAAACGACUAUUGAGCUUACAAAGCUUCACAAGAAAACGCUAAGCGAUGAGCAUUUUGCUGCCCUGAUUGUUGUGGGAUUUGCUGUACUUUCCAUUUUGUUUGCUUUCAUUAUUCAGUACUUUGUUAUUAAGUAGUGAUUGGGAAACGUGUUAAUGGCUACAAUUGACUCAUUUUAAAUCAAAGACUCUGGCUUUUUCCUCUUGAUUCAUUGUUAAAAUGAUAGAUGGGAAUGAUUGUUGAUGGAAAACAGUUUUUACUGCUGCUGAUAGAAUUUGAGUCUGUGUUAACAGAACCCUGUGUGCAUACAAAGCCACAAUUCCCAUAAAGGGCCCUUCUGAAGCUUCUAAGUCCAGCAUUAGUUGUCCUCUGGACAGCUAGGAUUCCCUUAGCAUUUUAUACCAUAGUGCCAGUGAAAGUUAUAGACAAUUUUUUUGUAAAAGGGGCCUUCCUGGUAGAUGUUGUGGUAGACACAAACCUAUAGUAGAGAAUGUAUUAAGACAAGUAAUGGUUUGUGGAGUCUGGAACAGAGCUAUAUUUGUGGUCAUGAUUUCAGACGCAGCAGGUUUCAUUGAAAAUAAAGCAUAACCACUGGUUGCAAAUAAAAUGUGUACUCAAACAAAAAUUUGGAGAAAAACUUUUAAAAUUAAAUGUUAAAUUUUAUUUACAGCGUGGUAACAGGUCCUUCUGGCCCAACGAGUCCGCGCCACCCAUUUUAAACCCCCAAAUUAACCUACCCGUACGUCUUUACGCAUUUAAUUUUGGAAAAAAAUGGUUCUUCAAAUUGCAUGACCUCUAGACUGAGACCUUAGAUUUCUAUUCUUUUUCCUCAAUCCAUGAAGAUAAUUUGGUGCUACAGUUUUUGCAGCAAACUGCAUCACUUUGUGGAAAAGCAGAAAGUUUAAUAAUGUCUCCGAUUGUAACAAUGUAAUAUAAAUAUUGCUGGCUGUUAUAAAAUUUGAACUGGUGAAUUGCGAUUUUUUUCCCAAAUAACAAAAUAUACCAAAACAUAGUAAAUUGAAAAUGCAAGUAUUCCCCUUGAGAGACAGGAAGAAGAGCAUGUCUAAUGUCCUUUAGGUAUUUUGAAUAUCAAAACUAACCAGGAAUCAUAAUGUUGUUUUGCUGAGCAUAAUUUCCUAAGUGUUUGUGUACCCAUUUUCCUAUAUGAUGUCAUCUUCAGAAUGUCAUAAUUACAUUCCAUUACUUUUCCAUCAGCGAUGGCACCAUUUGGUUUUUAAUGCUAUGCAUUUGGAAGAGAUCUGUUUUUAAAUGUUUAUUUUCAAUGAACACAGUAUGCUCAUGAAAAAGAGUCAUUAUGUGUAGUGAAGUGACAAGUCCCAGGAAUUUCAUUUAUUGUGCAAUUCUAGAAUGAUCUCUCUGAAUAUAUAUCUUCCAUUUUAUACUUUAUUUAUUGUGGUUAAGAGGUCCAGGAAAUUCAUUGUAUGAAUGUAUUGUUUAUCAUAUUUGUAAGCAAAUAUUAAUUUGAGUUUCUCAAUAUAGUGGAAAUUGUGCAUUACCCUGUUAUUGAAAAUAUUUCCAUAUUAAGAUAACCCUAAAGAGACAUGUUUGAGUCUUAAUUGCCCCAUGGAAUGGUUUACAUGCUAUUCCAUGAUCAAUCUCUUUUCAAUUCCAUUUUUUAAAUUUCCAAAAUGAAUUGCAGCAUGCAGUUAAACUAAAUAUCAGCAAUAGAAUAUUUUGAUGAAUGUGUGGCCAAAGUUUUUUUUAUAUUUCAACAUAAUGGAGUAAGCCACUAUGGUGGUGAUAGGCUGAUUUAUAGUAAUAGUCUUUUCUAGACUUGGGCAAGCUUUGUAGACUGGAAUAUUUUGAUGAAAUAUAUAGUGCCUGAUUCUGGAUAUUUUAAGUACAAUGAGUAGGCAUUGUAUAAAUGCUUAAAAGUAGCAGUGAGUAGGUUUACUCACUACAAUAUAUUGUACAGAUUUAGUAAAAUUUGUUGCAUAGAUUUUAAAAUGAAAUAUACAUUCCAAAUAUAACUUGGAUGGCAUUAAUGUACUAAGUAUUGCUUUCAAUUUUUUAUUAUACUAAAUGGAAUCAUUCACAUAUUCAUAUGAAAGCUGCCAUUCCUAUGUAUAACUAAACUGUAACUAUCAAAUAGAUAAUAUAUUUAAUAACAGCGAAUAAAAUGUAAAUUAAUUCCAUAAAAUGAAAAAAUUUUGUACAUGUAUAUUUCAUUUCAGCUACAGGCAAGUGUUUAGCUGUGAGUGGUGAUUGUGUAGUUUCUUAAAAUAAUAUGUUCUUGCAAAAGUACACAAGUUCUUACUGAGAGGAAAUUCAGCUUUGAAUCAUAAUAGAACUUUUUUUUUACAAUUGAUUGAAAACAUUAAUUUUUUUAAGAAACUGCCCUAAAAUACAGCUUAGAAUGAAACUGAUCUGAUUUACUUAUUGAAAUGAGAAAGAAUUCAUAUAUAUCUUUGAUAUAAUUAGCUAUAUGCAAAAUAUUUAUAAGUUUUGCAUAUAAUGUUUAUCUGUAAUGUGUAGGACAGUUUACAGAAUUUGCAGACAGGAAACCACAGGUAUUAUAAACUACUAUACAUAAAUCAUUUUGGCACUUUGGAAGAAAGUUAGCUACUCUUUGGGUUAGGAUAAAUAACCACAACAAAUCUUAAUUCAUGCACUUGACAAAAAUCUAAAUUCCCAUAUAUUUUUCAAAAAAAUCAAACAAACAAUAUUGGAUCAGAAUUUAAUAUUUACUUCUGGGAUUUUGAAUGUUUAAAUUGAAAUGGAAGCCUUGAAAAAUAUUUCUAUUUUCAAAUAAGAUUAAAUUGUCUUGUUUAAACUUACUAGACAUGUAUUAGAGUUUUAUAUGCUUUGUUUCUAAAUGAACUCUCAUGAACCAAAGCCAUUCUGACUACCCUUAAUCAGUCCUUGCCUUCCAAAUGCAAAUAAAUCUUGGA
Pristis pectinata (smalltooth sawfish) is the source of this 6530-nucleotide messenger RNA. RefSeq names its product fibronectin type-III domain-containing protein 3A-like. The coding region runs from base 153 to 3755 and encodes 1200 amino acids. Gene Ontology annotation, molecular function: protein binding. The record is from RefSeq and is a predicted model, not a curated record. NCBI's taxonomy places the organism in Eukaryota, Metazoa, Chordata, Chondrichthyes, Rhinopristiformes, Pristidae. The transcript is spliced from 26 exons.